AUGGGUGAUUCAUUGGACGGCUCUGGGGAACCAUCUCCUGAAUCCCAAAACGUCGCAAUAAUCGAUUAUUCCACAUUCACUUAUUAUCUUUGUAAAAUCGUGAUGAUUCUUCUUCCGGACGAUGAUGUACCACCCGUUUUCAACCUGGCUCUUGAAGACAAGAAUAGUCAAGAGUCUAUUCGAAAAUUUGUAAGCGAUUCACAAGUUUGGGCACUCUAUAUUCAGAGAAGCUCAAGCAAAGAAGAAGACAAUGGCGAGGGUGACGAUGAAAAAGAAAAUGCUGUAUACUACAUUUCAAAUGAGAUUUAUUUCACAAGUCCUAGAGUGGCUUCUUUGGUUCUAAUAAAACGUGGUGCUGUGGUAGAAGCUGAUAAAUCCAUUCAUCCUCAACUGCGGAUUGUAACACUAUCUGACGGACCAGCUUAUGAAACUUUACAUGCCAUUAGUAAGACAAUGGCACCGUAUUUUAAGAGUUACGUAAAGGAAACUGGCAGAGCAGAUAGAGAUGGUGAUAAAAUGGCUCCAUCUGUUGAAAAAAAAAUAGCAGAACUUGAAAUGGGACUUUUGCAUCUGCAACAAAACAUAGAUAUUCCAGAAAUUUCUCUACCUGUUCAUCCAGUAGUCCUGCAGGUGAUAAAACAGUGUUCUGAUGAGGGUAGAAAACCGAAGGUUGCGGACUUUGGUGAUAAAGUGGAAGAUUCAACGUUCCUAAAUCAAUUGCAAAAUGGAGUGAACAGAUGGAUUAAAGAAAUUCAGAAGGUUACAAAAUUAAAUCGAGAUCCAGAAUCCGGUACAGCUUUGCAAGAAAUUUCAUUUUGGCUGAAUCUCGAAAGAGCAUUGCAUCGUAUUCAAGAAAGACGGGAAAGUCUGGAAAUCUCAUUAACUCUUGACAUACUGAAACAUGGAAAACGUUUCCAUGCAACUGUUAGUUUCGACACCGACACAGGUUUAAAACAAGCUCUGGCUACAGUAAAUGAUUACAAUCCACUAAUGAAAGAUUUUCCUAUUAAUGACCUUUUAUCAGCAACUGAGCUUGAAAGAAUUCGCUUAGCUGUUCAACAGAUUUUUACACAUCUAAGAAAAAUUCGAAGUACUAAAUAUCCAAUACAAAGAGUCUUAAGAUUAGUGGAAGCAAUUUCGAGAGAUUUAGGACAGCAAUUACUGAAGGUCCUUGGAACGCGAAGAUUGAUGCAUAUUCCAUUUGAUGAUUUUGAGAAAGUGAUGAGUCAAUGUUUUGAAGUAUUUAAUACGUGGGACGAUGAAUACGAUAAAUUGACAGGUUUAUUAAGGGAUGUUGUUAAAAAAAAGCGAGAUGAACAUAUGAAAAUGGUAUGGAGGGUAUCACCUGCUCAUAAAAAGCUUCAAACUAGAAUGGAGCAUAUGCGUCGAUUUCGGCGUCAACACGAGCAAUUAAGAACCGUUAUUGUUCGUGUACUAAGACCCACUGUGAGACAAAAUAGCAAUUCAAGUAUGGAGAACGCUGACAGCGAUAGUGUUAAAGUCGAAUUUGCUUUAGAUGCUGCUGAUGCCAAUGCAAUUGGAGAAGUUAACUUGGCUUACGAAAAUGUGAAGGAAGUAGAUUGUUUGGAUAUCACGAAAGAAGGUUUGGAAUCUUGGGAAGCUGCUGUACAUAGAUACGAGGAACGAAUUGAACGCGUCGAAGCAAGAAUAACAGCGCAUCUGAGAGAUCAGCUGGGUACAGCUAAAAAUGCAAAUGAAAUGUUCAGAAUCUUCUCUAGAUUUAAUGCUCUCUUUGUCAGACCACAUAUUCGAGGAGCUAUAAGAGAAUAUCAAACACAAUUAAUACAAAGAGUGAAAGACGAUAUCGAAGCUUUGCACGAGAAGUUUAAGGUUCAAUAUGCUCAAAGUAAAUGCUGUAGAAUGAGUAUGAUAAGAGAUCUUCCACCUGUUGCUGGCUCCAUUAUUUGGGUUAAACAAAUUGAUUACCAGUUAACUAUGUAUUUAAAGCGCGUAGAAGAUGUGUUAGGUAAGGGAUGGGAAAAUCACAUCGAAGGACAAAAAUUAAAAGCAGAUGGCGAUAGUUUCCGCACAAAACUUUCAACUCAAGAAAUUUUUGAUGAAUGGGCUCGUAAAGUACAACAACGCAACAUUGGUGUUACGGGGCGAAUAUUCACAAUAGAAAGUGUUCGCUCUCGUUCAGGCCGUGGGAAUGUACUGAAACUUAAGGUCAACUUUCUACCUGAAAUUAUCACUCUUUCUAAGGAAGUAAGAAAUCUGAAAAAUCUUGGGUUCCGCGUACCUCUGGCAAUUGUAAAUAAAGCGCACCAAGCGAAUCAACUUUAUCCAUUCGCAAUUAGCCUGAUUGAAAGUAUUCGGACCUACGAGAGAACUUUAGAAAAGAUUGAAGAUAAGGCUAGUAUCAUCCCUUUAGUGGCUGGAAUGCGAAAAGAAGUAUUGGGACUUAUUUCAGAGGGCAUAGCGCUCGUGUGGGAAAGCUACAAACUAGACCAGUAUGUGCAGCGUCUUUCUGAUGUUGUAGUUUCAUUUCAAGAAAAAGUUGAAGAUCUUUUGGUCGUUGAAGAGCAGUUAGACAUUGAUGUUAGGUCCUUGGAAACAUGCCCAUAUUCUGCAAAUACAUUUGCUGAUAUUUUGUCUAAAAUUCAAAAAUCUGUGGACGAAUUGUCUUUGAAGAAUUACUCAAAUUUGCAUAUUUGGGUGGCUAAGCUCGAUGAAGAAGUAGAGAGAAAUUUAGCUGCUCGUUUAGAAGCUGGCAUAAAGGCAUGGACAGAUGCUCUUAUGGGACAGAAAAAAGAAAUUGACUUAAGUAUGGACACAGAUGCUCCUACGCAACCAACGCAUAAACCAGGCGGGGAUCCAAAAAUUCAAAAUCAAAUCCAUGAAGUUCGAAUCACAAACCAAACGAUGUACUUGUAUCCGAGUAUCGAAGAUGCUAGAUUUCAGAUAAUGCAGCAAUUAUUUGCAUGGCAAGCAAUUGUUACAUCACAAGUACGACUUCAGAGUUCGAGAUAUCAUGUGGGUCUUGAUAAGCCCGAAUCUGGAACGUACAGAAAUCUACUUACAAAAUUACCUAUUGGAAAGCAACCACUAGAAGCUGCUUAUGAUGCCAUAGAAUCUAAAAUGAAAGAUGUUGCUGACUAUGUAGAUCAGUGGUUAAGAUACCAAGCACUGUGGGACCUCCAGCCUGACAAUCUGUACGGCAAACUUGGAGAAGAUAUCAAUUUAUGGAUGAAAUGCCUCAAUGAUAUAAAAAAGACAAGGACUACCUUUGACACUUCAGAUACAAGAAGAGAAUUUGGCCCAGUUGUAAUUGAUUUUGCCAAAGUUCAAAGUAAAGUUUCAUUAAAAUAUGAUUCCUGGCAUAAAGAAACUCUAGGAAAAUUUGGAACGCUUCUUGGAAACGAAAUGACUACUUUCCAUGCACAAGUUUCAAAAUCCCGAAGCGAUCUCGAACAACAAUCGAUUGAAGCUGCAAGUACAUCUGACGCUGUUGGCUUCAUAACCUAUGUUCAAUCUCUCAAGCGGAAAAUGAAAGCAUGGGAGAAGCAAGUUGACAUAUACCGAGAGGGUCAGAGGAUUUUAGAGCGACAAAGAUUUCAGUUCCCUACUUCGUGGUUACAUGUUGAUAACAUAGAAGGGGAAUGGGGAGCGUUUAAUGAAAUUAUCAAGCGAAAAGAUACGAGUAUACAAACUCAGGUAGCUUCUUUGCAGAUCAAAAUUGUUGCAGAAGACAAAGCAGUGGAAACAAGAACUACGGAUUUCCUAAAUGAUUGGGAAAAAGGAAAACCUGUCGAAGGUCAUUUACGACCCGAUGAUGCAUUGCAGCAGUUACAAUUAUUUGAGAGUAAAUUUGCUAGGCUGAAAGAAGAGAGGGAUAAUGUCGCGAAAGCGAAAGAGGCUCUGGAAUUACAAGAACCCGGAACCGUAUCUGUAAGCGAAGAUAGAAUGCAAGUAGUCUUUGAAGAACUACAAGAUUUAAGAGGAGUAUGGUCAGAAUUAUCAAGAAUUUGGACACAGAUUGAUGAAACAAGAGAGAAACCGUGGUUGUCUGUCCAACCCCGGAAGUUACGUCAACAACUAGAUACUAUGAUGAGCCAAUUAAAAGAGCUUCCGGCGAGGCUGAGACAAUAUUCCUCCUAUGAGUACGUGAAGAAAAUGUUACAAAGUUAUACAAAAGUUAAUAUGCUGAUUGUUGAACUCAAGUCCGAUGCUUUAAAGGAGAGGCAUUGGAAACAACUGACAAAACAACUAAGAGUCAACUGGGUCCUUAGCGAACUUACUCUUGGUCAAGUGUGGGAUGUUAACUUACAAAAAAAUGAAGGAACCGUCAAAGAUAUUAUAUUAGUGGCUCAAGGAGAAAUGGCUUUGGAAGAGUUCUUGAAACAAGUUCGCGAAUCAUGGCAAUCGUAUGAAUUGGACCUAAUAAACUAUCAAAACAAAUGUCGUCUAAUUCGAGGCUGGGACGAUUUGUUUAACAAGGUCAAGGAACACAUCAAUUCUGUUGCCGCUAUGAAGUUAUCCCCAUAUUAUAAAGUCUUUGAAGAAGAAGCUUUGACGUGGGAAGAAAAGUUGAACAGAAUAAACGCUCUCUUUGACGUGUGGAUUGAUGUUCAACGUCGUUGGGUUUAUUUAGAAGGUAUAUUUUCCGGUAGUGCGGAUAUAAAAACACUACUCCCAGUAGAAACUUCGCGAUUUCAAAGUAUCAGUUCUGAAUUUCUUGGUCUAAUGAAAAAAGUAUCAAAAUCUCCAAUGGUUAUGGACGUCCUAAAUAUUCCCGGUGUCCAGAGAGCAUUAGAACGCCUUGCUGAUCUUCUUGGUAAAAUACAAAAAGCUCUUGGAGAGUACCUUGAAAGAGAAAGAACAUCUUUUCCAAGGUUUUACUUUGUUGGUGAUGAAGACUUGCUUGAAAUUAUCGGAAAUAGUAAAAAUGUCGCCAGAUUACAAAAACAUUUCAAAAAGAUGUUCGCUGGAGUAGCUGCUAUUCUUUUGAAUGAAGAUAACACAGUUAUCACUGGAAUCGCAUCUCGUGAAGGGGAAGAAGUAAAAUUUCAAAAUUCUGUAUCAACUACUGAAUAUCCAAAGAUCAAUGAAUGGUUAACUCUUGUCGAAAAGGAAAUGCGAGUAACACUUGCUUCCAGUCUUGCUAAAGCCGUACAAGAUAUCAAGCAGUUCAAGGAAGGGAACAUUAAUGCACAAGCGUUUAUGACAUGGUGUGAUAACUAUCAAGCACAAAUAAUUGUAUUGGCCGCUCAAAUUUUAUGGUCCGAAGAUGUUGAAGCAGCGUUGCAUGAAGCUCAAGCUGAUGUGUCUAACAAUCCUUUGGAAAAAGUUUUAUAUCAAGUUGAAGGAACUUUAAAUGUUUUAGCGGAUUCUGUACUGCAAGAGCAACCUUCACUCAGACGAAAAAAAUUGGAACAUUUAAUCAACGAAUUUGUACAUAAGCGUACAGUUACUAGAAGACUUAUAGCGAAUACAGUAUCUAAUCCAAAAGCCUUCGAAUGGCUUUGCGAAAUGAGAUUUUAUUUUGAUCCUAGACAAACAGAAGUUCUUCAACAACUGACGAUACACAUGGCCAAUGCAAAAUUCUACUAUGGUUUUGAAUAUCUGGGGGUACAAGAUAGGCUAGUACAGACUCCAUUAACAGAUAGGUGCUAUUUAACAAUGACUCAGGCUUUAGAAGCUCGUCUUGGAGGAUCGCCAUUCGGACCUGCAGGAACAGGAAAAACCGAGUCAGUAAAGGCGUUGGGACAUCAACUCGGAAGAUUUGUCUUAGUAUUCAAUUGUGAUGAAACCUUUGACUUUCAGGCGAUGGGACGUAUAUUUGUGGGUCUUUGUCAAGUUGGUGCUUGGGGAUGUUUCGAUGAAUUCAAUCGCUUAGAAGAACGGAUGCUGUCUGCUGUAUCACAGCAAGUGCAAACUAUACAAGAAGCUCUAAAGAGUCAAAUGGAAGGGAAAAAAGAAGGAACACUGUGCGUUGAGUUGGUCGGAAAGCAAGUGAAAGUUUCGACUGAUAUGGCGAUCUUCAUCACAAUGAAUCCAGGUUAUGCUGGACGAUCUAAUUUACCAGAUAAUUUAAAGAAAUUGUUUAGAUCUCUAGCGAUGACUACUCCCGAUCGACAGCUAAUCGCCGAAGUUAUGCUCUUCAGUCAAGGAUUCCGGACUGCCGAAAAAUUAGCAUGCAAAAUUGUACCUUUUUUCAAAUUAUGUGACGAACAAUUAUCCAAUCAAUCUCAUUAUGACUUUGGUCUGCGAGCACUUAAGUCUGUUUUAAUUUCUGCUGGAAACGUAAAGCGUGACAGAAUUCAGAAAAUUAAGGAGGGUAUGAGAAGUCGUGGCGAUGUAGAUAUAGAUGAAGCUUCGAUUGCCGAAAAUUUACCUGAGCAAGAAAUUCUAAUUCAAUCCGUAUGUGAAACAAUGGUACCAAAGCUAGUGGCUGAAGAUAUUCCACUGUUAUUUAGUUUGUUGAACGAUGUCUUUCCAAAUGUAGGGUACACACGUGCGGAAAUGAAAGGUUUGAAAGAUCAAAUCCGAAAAGUCUGCGCUGAAGAAUACCUUGUUUGUGGUGAAGGUGAUGAGCAAGGAGGACCCUGGCAAGAAAAAGAGAUGAUCGGUGAGACUUGGAUACAAAAGGUUUUGCAACUUUAUCAAAUCUGCAAUCUCAAUCACGGAUUAAUGAUGGUCGGCCCAAGUGGUUCUGGAAAAAGCAUGGCAUGGAAAGUAUUGUUAAAAGCCUUGGAAAGGUUUGAGGGAAUUGAAGGAGUAGCUCAUGUAAUUGAUCCAAAAGCAAUUAGUAAAGAAACUUUGUAUGGUAUAUUGGAUCCAAAUACUCGGGAAUGGACAGACGGAUUAUUUACACACAUUCUCAGAAAAAUCAUAGACAAUGUUAGAGGGGAAAUAAAUAAAAGACAGUGGAUCAUAUUUGAUGGCGACGUUGAUCCAGAAUGGGUAGAGAAUUUAAAUUCCGUACUCGAUGAUAAUAAACUUCUUACCUUACCGAACGGUGAACGGCUUAGUCUACCACCAAAUGUAAGAGUUAUGUUUGAAGUACAAGAUUUAAAAUAUGCCACUUUAGCAACUGUUUCUCGGUGUGGCAUGGUUUGGUUCUCAGAAGACGUUUUAUCAACAGAAAUGAUAUUUGAAAAUUAUAUCUUAAGAUUGAAAAACAUUCCCUUGGCAGAAGGGGACGAAGAGAGUAUAACGAAAAAAACGUCAGAUAAGGAGGACUCAUUGUCUCCAGCACUUUCUGUUCAACGAGAAGUAACGUGUAUUUUACAAAGUUACUUUGCACCUGAUGGAUUGGUUGUCAGAUGCUUGGAGUAUGCUAUGCGUCAAGAACAUAUAAUGGAUUUCACAAGAUUGCGCGCUCUGAGUUCCCUCUUUUCAAUGCUCAAUCAAGCUGUUCGCAAUGUUUUGCUGUAUAAUCAUACACAUAUUGACUUUCCAUUACCAAGUGAACAAUUAGAACGCUAUAUGCCAAAAUGCCUUGUUUAUGCUUUGUUAUGGAGCUUCGCUGGUGAUGCUAAAUUAAAAGUCAGAUCUGAUGUAGGAGAUUUUAUUAGAUCUAUAACUACCGUUCCUUUACCUGUCCAAAAUAAUGUACCCAUAAUAGAUUUUGAAGUUAAUAUCCACGGCGAAUGGUUACCGUGGAGUAAUAAAGUACCACAAAUCGAAGUAGAAACACAUAAAGUAGCAAGUCCAGAUAUCGUCGUUCCUACUUUAGACACUGUGAGACAUGAAAGUUUGCUCUACACUUGGUUAGCUGAACACAAACCACUUGUUCUAUGUGGACCUCCUGGAUCAGGUAAGACUAUGACUCUUUUCUCGGCCUUGCGAGCCCUUCCAGACAUGGAAAUUGUUGGACUGAAUUUCUCUUCUGCUACGACUCCAGAACUCUUAUUAAAAACUUUUGAUCACUAUUGCGAAUACCGCAAAACCCCAAAUGGCGUUGUUCUUUCUCCAGUACAGCUUGGAAAAUGGCUUGUACUAUUUUGUGAUGAAAUUAAUUUACCAGACAUGGACAAUUACGGAACGCAGAGAGUUAUAUCUUUUUUAAGGCAAUUAGUAGAACAUAGAGGUUUCUACCGCACCAACGAUCAAACGUGGGUAUCUUUGGAAAGAAUUCAGUUUGUUGGUGCUUGUAAUCCACCUACUGAUCCUGGUAGAAAACCUUUAAGUCAUAGAUUCUUGCGCCAUGUACCAGUGAUAUACGUUGAUUAUCCUGGUGAAACAUCACUUAAACAGAUUUAUGGAACAUUUACACGGGCAAUGCUAAGAUUAACUCCUUCCUUAAGGGGGUAUUCAGAAUCUUUAACAAAUGCCAUGGUGGAGUUUUACUUGGCCUCUCAAGAAAGAUUUACGCAAGACAUGCAGCCUCACUACGUCUAUUCUCCUCGGGAAAUGACUCGGUGGGUUCGAGGUAUUUGUGAAGCAAUUAGACCUUUAGACAACUUGUCUGUGGAAGGAUUAGUUCGACUUUGGGCGCACGAAGCCCUACGUUUAUUCCAAGAUAGACUGGUUGAUGAUACUGAACGCGUUUGGACUAAUACAAAUAUAGACGUGGUAGCUACGAAACAUUUCAUUGGCGUUGACAAAGAGAAGGCACUAUCUAGGCCAAUAUUGUAUAGUAAUUGGCUUUCUAAAGAUUACGUUCCAGUAAACAGACAAGAAUUAAGGGAUUACGUAAGAGCCAGGCUCAAAGUUUUCUACGAAGAAGAGUUAGAUGUCCCUUUAGUUCUUUUCGAUGAAGUCUUAGAACAUGUUCUACGAAUUGACAGAAUAUUUCGCCAACCUCAGGGUCACUUGCUACUGAUUGGAGUUUCAGGUGCUGGUAAAACUACGUUAUCUAGAUUUGUCGCAUGGAUGAACGGACUAUCUAUUUUUCAAAUAAAGGUUCACAAUAAGUACACUGGUGAGGACUUUGAUGAAGAUUUACGUCAAGUUUUAAGAAGAUCAGGCUGCAAAGAUGAGAAAAUAGCCUUUAUCCUCGACGAAUCAAAUGUUCUUGAUUCGGGCUUCCUCGAACGCAUGAAUACUUUACUAGCUAAUGGAGAAGUUCCAGGUUUAUUCGAAGGAGACGAAUAUACUACACUCAUGACUCAGUGUAAAGAAGGAGCUCAAAGAGAAGGUCUUAUGUUAGAUUCCAAUGAAGAACUGUAUAAAUGGUUUACUGGGCAGGUCAUGAAAAAUUUGCAUGUUGUAUUUACAAUGAACCCGAGCACUGAUGGUCUUAAAGAUAGGGCUGCAACUUCACCAGCACUUUUUAAUAGGUGUGUGUUAAAUUGGUUUGGAGAUUGGUCUGACAAUGCGUUGUUUCAAGUUGGAAAAGAGUUCACAAGUCGUGUUGACUUGGAAAGACCGUUAUGGAAAUAUCCAGACUUCUUUCCUGCAGUUUGUUCCCUGAUUUCUGCACAACCAUCUCAUAGAGACGCUGUCAUAAAUUCCUGUGUUUAUGUCCACCAAACACUGCAUAAAGCAAACGCUCGAUUAGCAAAAAGGGGAAGUAGAACAAUGGCAAUAACCCCUCGACAUUAUCUAGAUUUCAUUAAUCACUUUGUUAAGCUUUACCAAGAAAAGCGAAGUGAUUUAGAAGAGCAGCAAUUACAUUUGAAUGUUGGAUUGAGUAAGAUAGCGGAAACUGUAGAACAAGUUGAGGAAAUGCAAAAAAGUUUAGCUGUUAAAUCCCAGGAGUUGCAAGCUAAAAAUGAAGCUGCAAAUGCGAAACUGAGGCAGAUGGUUAAAGAUCAGCAAGAAGCAGAAAAAAAGAAGGUUCAAAGUCAAGAAAUUCAACAGCAACUCGCUAUUCAAACAGUAGCAAUUGAUCAAAAAAGAGAAGAUGUCAUGGCAGAUUUAGCACAAGUAGAACCAGCCGUUAUUGAUGCACAAACUGCGGUGAAAUCAAUUAAAAAACAACAUUUGGUGGAGGUGCGAUCAAUGGCGAACCCACCUGCCGUCGUUAAGGUUGCUUUGGAAUCUAUUUGUCUACUACUUGGUGAGAAUGCAAGUGACUGGAAAUCAAUUCGUGCUGUUAUCAUGAGGGACAAUUUUAUCAACACUAUUGUCUCUAAUUUUAGUACAGAGGAUAUCUCAGAUGAUGUAAGAGAAAAAAUGAAAAGCCGUUACCUUUGCAAUCCUGAUUAUAAUUUUGAAAAAGUGAAUCGCGCCAGCAUGGCUUGUGGACCUAUGGUAAAAUGGGCUAUAGCGCAGAUUGAGUAUGCUGAUAUGUUAAAACGAGUUGAACCCUUAAGAGACGAGUUACAUUCUCUGGAAUGCCAAGCAGAAACUAAUAAAUUAAAAGGCGAAGAAGUAAAAAAUCUUAUUGCUCAACUGGAACAAAGUAUCGCGUCUUACAAAGAAGAAUACGCACAACUAAUUUCGCAGGCACAAGCUAUAAAAACUGAUUUGGAAAAUGUUCAAGGAAAAGUUGAUCGAUCAAUUGCUUUAUUAAAAUCAUUGGUAAUUGAAAGAGAAAGAUGGGAAGCGACUAGUGAAACAUUCAGAAGUCAAAUGUCGACAAUAAUUGGCGACGUUCUUCUAUCAUCUGCAUUUUUAGCUUAUGCUGGAUACUUUGAUCAACACUAUCGGCAGAAUUUAUUUACAACUUGGUGUCAACACUUGCAACAUGCAAAUAUUCAAUUCCGAUCCGACAUAGCAAGAACGGAAUAUCUAUCUAAUCCGGAUGAACGCCUGCGCUGGCAAGCAAAUGCAUUGCCAACUGAUGAUUUAUGCACCGAAAAUGCUAUAAUGCUGAAACGCUUCAACAGAUAUCCCUUGAUAAUCGAUCCGUCUGGACAAGCAACAGAGUUUAUUCUGAACGAAUUUAAAGAUCGCAAAAUCACAAAAACCAGUUUUCUUGAUGAUUCGUUCAGAAAGAAUUUGGAAAGUGCUUUGAGAUUUGGUAAUCCUUUACUAGUACAAGAUGUAGAAAAUUAUGAUCCAGUCUUAAAUCCUGUAUUGAACAGAGAAUUAAGACGCACAGGUGGCCGCGUAUUAAUUACACUCGGCGAUCAAGAUAUCGAUUUGUCGCCAUCUUUUGUUAUCUUCCUAUCUACGAGAGAUCCAACCGUUGAAUUUCCACCAGACAUAUGUUCUCGUGUAACUUUUGUAAACUUCACUGUUACAAGAAGUUCCUUGCAAAGUCAAUGUUUGAAUCAAGUGCUGAAAGCAGAACGACCAGAUAUUGACGAAAAAAGAUCUGAUCUACUUAAGUUGCAAGGAGAAUUCCACUUAAGAUUGAGACAGUUAGAAAAGUCAUUGCUUCAAGCAUUAAAUGACGCUAAAGGCAAAAUUUUAGAUGAUGAUUCUGUUAUUACAACAUUGGAAACUUUAAAGCAAGAAGCUGCUGAUAUUAGUAAAAAAGUAGAGGAAACGGACAAAGUCAUUGCAGAAAUCGAAACUGUGUCUCAGCAGUACUUACCUCUUUCUCAAGCAUGUUCGAAUAUGUAUUUCACUAUGGACAGCUUGAAUCAAAUUCAUUUUCUGUACCAAUAUUCUUUGAAAAUGUUCUUAGAUAUUUUUACUUCUGUCCUCUCUCAGAAUACAAAAUUAACAACGUUAUCGGAUUAUACACAACGACUUUCUAUAAUUACAAGCGAUCUUUUCUCUGCUUGUUAUGAACGAGUCGCUAGAGGCAUGUUACAUACAGAUAGACUCACCUUUUCUCUUUUAUUAUGUCGCAUCCAUUUGAAAGGAUUUGCUACGGAGUCAACAUAUGACAGUGAGUUUGCUUUUUUUUUACGUGGAAAGGAAGGUGUUCUCAAUAUACGCGGUCAGCAAAUACCAUGCCUUAGCUCUGAACAGCAAGAAGCUAUGAUGCGUUUAAGCUUAAGACUUCCAGCGUUUAAAAGACUGUCAGAUGUUAUUCAACAAAACACUGACUUGAGUAAUUGGUUGCAAUGCCCUACACCGGAGACUUGUGUUCCUAAGCUUUGGGAGGAAGAAAAACCUUUGUCUCCCAUCGGAACAGCUAUGUAUCAGUUGUUAGUUAUUCAAGCUUUCAGACCGGAUAGAGUCAUAGCUGCCGCAUCACUAUUUGUGAGUUCUGCCUUAGGCGAAACGUUUAUGGCUGCUGCAGAAGCCGAAUUGGAUUUCGGGUCUGUUGUUGAAAAUCAACUGAAGGCAACAGUACCUGCCUUGUUGUGUUCAAUUCCUGGAUUCGAUGGAUCUAGUAGAGUUGAUGAUCUAGCAGCAGAACUGGGAAAACAAAUUGCCAGUAUAGCCAUUGGAUCAGCAGAAGGAUUUCAUCAAGCGGAUAGAGCUAUAAAUAUGGCUGUUAAAGCCGGUAGAUGGGUACUUUUGAAGAACGUUCAUCUUGCUCCACAAUGGUUGGUGCAACUCGAAAAGAAGUUACAUAGUUUGCAACCGCAUGCGAACUUCCGGCUAUUUCUUACUAUGGAAAUAAACCCUAAGGUGCCUGUUAAUUUAUUACGGGCUGGUCGAAUAUUCGUUUUUGAGCCACCCCCAGGUAUAAGAGCGAAUUUACUACGCACAUUCAGCACUGUCCCUGCUUCACGAAUGAUGAAGGCUCCCAGCGAGAGAGCCAGAUUAUACUUUCUUCUUGCAUGGUUUCAUUCUAUUGUUCAAGAGAGGCUUCGUUACGUACCACUUGGAUGGGCCAAGUAUUAUGAAUUCAACGAAAGUGAUUUACGAGUUGCCUGUGACACUCUAGAUACUUGGAUAGAUGCAACUGCAAUGGGCAGGACUAAUCUGCCACCAGAGAAAGUACCCUGGGAUGCAUUAGUUACCCUUCUCUCUCAGUGUAUUUAUGGUGGAAAAAUCGAUAAUGAUUUCGAUCAACGUUUGCUGGCCUCGUUCCUUCGUAAACUGUUUACACCAAGAUCAUUUGAAGCUGAUUUUGCUCUUGUAGCCAAUAUUGAUGGAGGUCAAGGAAAUCAACGGCAUAUAACAAUGCCUGAUGGCACCAGAAGAGAUCAUUUCUUAAAAUGGAUCGAAUCAUUAUCUGAUAGGCAGACUCCUUCAUGGCUUGGAUUACCAAACAAUGCUGAGAAGGUUUUACUAACAACUAGAGGUACCGAUUUGGUCUCUAAACUUUUGAAAAUGCAACAGCUGGAAGACGAAGAUGAAUUGGCAUAUUCUAAUGAAGAAUCAUUGGAUAUGCCACGAGAAGCUGAGGGUGAUGGGCGACCAUCAUGGAUGAGAACUUUGUACAAUUCCGCUACAACUUGGUUGCAGUUGCUUCCUAAAAAUUUGCCGAUUCUAAAAAGAACCGUGGAAAACAUUAAAGAUCCGCUUUAUAGAUAUUUUGAACGUGAGGUAAACAGUGGUUCCAAAUUACUUUUGGACAUUAUACAUGACUUGGAAGACGUCGUACUAAUUUGUCAGGGUGAGAAGAAACAAACGAAUUAUCAUAGAACGAUAUUGUCUGAAUUGAUCAAAGGCAUUUUACCUGGUGGCUGGAGAAGAUACACAGUACCCAGAGGAUGCACUGUGAUACAAUGGAUUACGGAUUUUAGUCACAGAGUCUCUCAGUUGCAAGAGGUUUCAAGAUUAGUGUCACAAGGCGGAGCAAAAGAGAUUAAGAGUUUUCCUGUUUGGCUUGGUGGUUUGUUGAAUCCGGAAGCGUACAUUACUGCCACUAGACAAUGCAUCGCUCAAGCAAAUAGUUGGUCGCUUGAAGAACUUCAUUUAGAUGUGAUGAUCGGUGAUGGUGAUAAUAUAGCGACAGAUGAUUGUUCGUUUGCAGUUACUGGACUUAAGUUGCAAGGUGCACAGUGUAAGGAUAAUCAACUGUAUCUAACAUCCACGAUUAUGACUGAUUUACCCAUGACGAUGCUAAGGUGGAGUCGUUCUUCGACAGAAGAUAUUAAGAAAGGAAAAUUAUCACUACCGGUCUAUUUGAAUAGCACAAGAACAGAUCUAUUAUUUAAGGUAGACUUGAAUAUAGCUCCAAGUCAAGAUCCACAUAGCUUUUAUGAAAGAGGAGUUGCAGUUCUGACGUCUACUGCACUUAAUUAAUGAAUGUUUGUUACUAACAAUUAGUCUUAAGUAUAUUUCAUUUAAG
Messenger RNA from Belonocnema kinseyi, 13996 nucleotides. RefSeq names its product dynein heavy chain, cytoplasmic (gene Dhc64C). The coding region runs from base 1 to 13950 and encodes 4649 amino acids. Gene Ontology annotation, molecular function: ATP hydrolysis activity; dynein light intermediate chain binding; ATP binding. Gene Ontology annotation, cellular component: dynein complex. The record is from RefSeq and is a predicted model, not a curated record. Lineage: Eukaryota; Metazoa; Arthropoda; Insecta; Hymenoptera; Cynipidae. The transcript is spliced from 21 exons. Gene Ontology annotation, biological process: microtubule-based movement.